Cynara cardunculus var. scolymus (artichoke) is the source of this 613-nucleotide messenger RNA. RefSeq names its product 30S ribosomal protein S16-2, chloroplastic/mitochondrial. The coding region runs from base 23 to 415 and encodes 130 amino acids. The transcript has 3 exons. The record is from RefSeq and is a predicted model, not a curated record. NCBI's taxonomy places the organism in Eukaryota, Viridiplantae, Streptophyta, Magnoliopsida, Asterales, Asteraceae. Gene Ontology annotation, biological process: mitochondrial translation. Gene Ontology annotation, cellular component: ribosome; small ribosomal subunit. Gene Ontology annotation, molecular function: structural constituent of ribosome.
GGAAAGUUCACGGGAAGAAGAAAUGGUGGUGAGGCUGAGAUUGGCGAGGUUGGGAUGCCGGAACCGGCCGUUUUACAGAGUUAUGGCCGCCGAUAGCAGAUCUCCGAGAGACGGAAAGCAUAUCGAAGUUUUGGGCUACUAUAAUCCUUUGCCAGGUCAAGAUGGCGGUAAACGAAUGGGUCUUAAUUUCGAACGAGUGAAAUACUGGCUAUCAGUUGGUGCACAACCAUCGGAUCCUGUUCAACGCCUUCUAUUCAGAGCAGGGUUGCUGCCGCCACCACCCAUGGUGGCAAUGGGGCGGAAAGGUGGGCCUCGUGACACACGACCAGUUGACCCCUUGAGUGGCCGUGUUAUGAUGCCUGAGCAAUCAACUAAAGCUGGUAACGACUCCGUGGAUCAAGAAAAUAAACCGUGAACUUCCGAACUGUCGGUUUUCGAGACCUGUUUGUCUUAGAUUCCGAGGCUUUGGUCUUUCUGCUUAAAUUUUAGAACAAUUUGACAUAAUAUCACUAGAAGUUCAUCACUUGUUUCUUUUAUAAAGUGGUAAAUCCUUGAUGCUAUAGUGAUUUGAUUUGUACUUUAUGAAGUGAUAGUUGUAUUAUUUUUAUUUAUU